AAAAUAACAGAUGAAUUAUACAGUUUGAAUGAUAUAGAAGAUGUAUUAACUGAUGAAGCUUCAGAUAAUUUAACUUCAUUCAGUAGUAUUGCACCUAAUGAAUCUGCAAGUAAUAUAGAUUUACAUAAUACAUCAACAUUAUCUCCCAUGUGGAGUUAUUUUAAAAAAAAUAAUAAUAUUCCACAUUGUUUAACGUGUAAUGAAAAAUUUACAAAAAAAUUUUCAACUUUCACAUUGCAAAGAUAUUUGGAACGUAAGCAUAGUAUUAAGGUUAGAAAACUAUAUCAAUUAAAGUUGCAAUUUAAACAACCUUACCUGCAUAGUCAAAGUGAUCAGAAAGAGCGAGAUUUUUGUUUAUUAGCAUGGGUAGUGUGUCAUCAACAACCAUUUUCGGUG
Racocetra fulgida is the source of this 396-nucleotide messenger RNA. The record is from the annotation of a GenBank genome assembly. NCBI's taxonomy places the organism in Eukaryota, Fungi, Glomeromycota, Glomeromycetes, Diversisporales, Gigasporaceae.